AUGACGCGUCAUAAACGACGUCAUUCAUCUGAUCGUUGUACGGAUGAUGAACAUUCACGUUCAUCAUAUUAUCAUAAAUCUCGUCGACGUUCAUCAAUAAAUAAUGACACGAACAGUUCAAGUGAUAGACAAAAAAAUAGUCGAUCAAGAUCGACAUCUUCAUCAAUGUCAUCAUCAUCUUCAUCUACGACAUCAUCAUCUUCAUCUCGAUCAGAUGAUUCUACUCGACGAACCAAUUCACGACAUCGUCAUUCAAGACGAAAACAUGAUAGUGAACGACGACGACGACGAGAUCAACAUCGUCGACGAACAAGAUCACGAUCAAAACGACGGUAA
Rotaria sp. Silwood1 is the source of this 336-nucleotide messenger RNA. Lineage: Eukaryota; Metazoa; Rotifera; Eurotatoria; Philodinida; Philodinidae. The record is from the annotation of a GenBank genome assembly.